Molecule: messenger RNA, 1287 nt
Organism: Parnassius mnemosyne (clouded apollo)
Lineage: Eukaryota; Metazoa; Arthropoda; Insecta; Lepidoptera; Papilionidae
Source: the annotation of a GenBank genome assembly
AUGAAGGAAAGCAGUGGUAUAAUUAAUAAAGUAAUAGACAAUUUACCGUUUGAGUUAAAUUUACCCGGCUAUCAAUUUUGCGGCCCCGGCACUAAACUUCAAAAACGGUUACUCAAAGUCGAUCGUGGGAUAAACAAAUUGGAUAAAGCAUGCAUGCUCCAUGAUAUUGCUUACACUAACAAAGAUUCAAGCGCUCGACAAAAAGCGGAUUUAGAACUUUUGAAAAUGGCUAAGAGGAGGUUGAAAUCAGAAGAUGCUAGGAAAGGAGAAAAAAUUGCCUCAUGGAUAAUCAAAAAUGCGAUGAAAGCGAAAAUUCGGGCGGGGAGCGGUAUAAAAUCAUUUAAGAAGGGGAUAAAGAGAAUACAGUCUCAUUUACCCCGUUGUAUUCCUCUUCCAAAGUGUGGAGGAUUUUUACCACUUAUUCCGAUAUUUGCAGGAUUGUCAACUUUAGAAUCAUUAGCCGGUGGAGCAGAAGCUGUUAAUGAUUCAAAAGCAGCACAAAAGAGUCUUCAGGAAUCUGAAAGACACAACAGAAUGAUGGAAGCCGUUGCUCUAGGAAAAGGAUUAUAUAUUAAACCUCAUAAACAAGGAGCAGAGAAAGAUAGAGCUAUUCCAUUGGCAUUCCGUUCCUGGGACUUAUAUGAAUAUCCAUUGCUACCCAAAAUACGUAAACGUACUUGGUCUAUAAAAACUUCAUCGCAAAUAGAGAAACUACGCUUUGUGGUCAUUGUCUUGCAAACCAACCGCAAAGGUAACGCGAAAUUAUCAAUGGCAGAGUUUGAUCAUUGUCACGUACGAGAUGUAAGAGUCUUUUUAAAUUCAUCAUAUUAUCCUUAUGAGGGGCUGAAUAUCAGUUUUUCAGAAGAUAAGUUUACUUACUACACAUCGCGGCAGAACUCCCGAUACCAUCCACACCAUCUGGAUGAUUGGCGGUCCACCACUGUGAGCCGCAUGCUCGUUUGCCCCCUCUCCUAUAAAAAAAAAAAAAAAAAAAAAAAAAAAAAAAAAAAAACUUUAUUAUACGAUCAGUAUGCGAGAUUUCAACAGUCGUAUCAUGGACGCCGGUCAGAGCCGUUGAUGGAAUUAAAGGAGUUCAGAGACGUGGCUCCAUUAUUUGUAAUUGAUUGUUCAAGACAACACGAAACUUUAAAAGGUUCGAUCGAUGUGAGAGUUGAAAUCGAAACAGACCAAGAAAUACCAGAACAAACAACCACUUAUUGCUUGAUAUUAAACGACUCUAUAUUCGAAUACAAACCACUGAGUAAUAUCGUUAAGAAAAUAUCAUGA